AAAAAAAAAAAAAGGUACUGGAAUUGCAAUACAGGACCUUUCUGACUUUUAUUUAUUUUGUUAUUCCCAGUGCCUAACACAUACUAAUAGACAGUUUUAUAUAUUUUUAUAUUAUGGGUUGUAAAUGAAUGAAUCAAUUUCAAUACUAUCCCCUGUUUUUUCUUCAUGACACAAUACAGAUUUGUCUUUAUUUUGGAAAAUAAUUGAAUGCAGUUAAAUAUCUGGCUAUUUUAGCCAACAUGCCAAAUUUGUAUCAUGAUAGAGUUUUUAGAAGAUUUUCCCCACGUAUCAGCUUUAGCUUGUUGCUAAAUCUUAUUGCUUUAGCACCCAGUAGGCUAGAAAUAUGUCCCAUAAUAUUUUCCUGAUUCUUAUUCUUAAACAAUAGCUUCCUACGGUAUUUUUAUUUAUCCCAGUCUGUUUUCUCCCCCUAGAGACUUGUCUGCACACAUAAAUCUAUUGAUAAUGAAGGAUGGGAAGUGUUAAAGUCAAAUAAUUGAUUAAAAAAAAACUUGUUAGCGACUGGUGGCUUGACUUAGUUGUAAUCUUUUUUUUAAAAAGUAGUUGAAACAGAUUUUUGGUACACUUUCUGUCACACAGCCCUGGUAACCUAUGUAGCGUGUUUUCCAGUAAGUUGCCUGUAUUAAACUUCCUCAUUCAGUCUCCCACUAUGUGUGGAAUCUUUCAUGCACGUGUGCAUAUAUUCAUCCUUCGGUUUUUGUGGACUUCUGAGCAUUAACAAUUUAGUUGGCAGAGUUGACAUAAACCGUCUGGCAAAGGCAUGUGCAAACCUACUAAAAUACUUCAGGAAAGCCCUCUCUCAUACACAGUGAAUUUAGGCCACAGGUAAGUAAGCGUGAAUAGGUGCGGCCAGCGCAGCCGCUUAGUACGGGUCUGUGUUUGGGAGGAAUCUCCCCGGCUCCCUCGUGGAGCAGGACUGUGGUGCUGAGGCAAGAACUGAAAAAGGUGAGGGCGGGCAGCCUCAGCUAGGGAGAGCUGUGGGGCGAGGUAGAAAGGGCCGGUCGCUGGCCGCGGUGCUGAACACGCUCCCGGGCUGCCCCCCGGGUGGCCCGCGGGAAGAGGCCCGGCGUGUUGGUGAGUGAGUUAGCGAGUAACCGCCAGUCUCGCGCCUGCGGUUGUCGAUUCUUGGCUCCGGGCAGGGGACGCACAGGCCGUGUCCAGGAGUCACCUUGCGAGCGUAGAGGCAGCCUCCGACCCAUUCCUCAAUAGCAACCCUAGUAACAGCAACGCCGCCUAUAUUUAUUUCUGGAGCUCCAACUCUGUCCCCAGCAUUUGGCAUCCAUUCCCAGUGGUCAUCACAACAUCCUCGAAAUUUAAAACAAAAAGGUUGAUGCCUUGCCCAAGUGAACACAGCUACCCAAAGGCUGAUCUCUCGUCCAUGCCUCAGAAAAUGUUUACUGUGCGCCCUCGACGUGCCAGCCUUACAGCCUCUGCCGCUCCCCGUUUGACAGCUACCCCCCACGCCCUGCCACGCUAACACGCCCCUUAGCCCUUCCUCUUCCCCCGAGGUUUGCAGCAGGCAAAAGUAAUCUCCUACACAGCAUAUCCCCUACCACCGCCGAGUUGGGGAACAGUACAAAGGGCUGGAAAUCCGAACACAAUUUAUUCACACAUCUUGCCCCUUCGCUCUCAGUAGUCCACCGGGUGGGAUAGCCAAGUCUAGCUCUUGAGCCCCCAACUCGCUGUGUGACCUUGGACAAGUGGCCACACCUCUCUGAACCUGCUUCUCCUCGCUAACACGGCGAUAGGUUCUAGGACUGAGUGAGGCUCUUCCCAGGUGCGCACUGGUCUCCUUUCAGGUCGGAACACUCCCUACCUCCCUUUUCCAAGCCCGGUUGUGCACGCUUACUUCUCCCCACCAGGUCCGUAGCCAACUCUAUCCCUUGUUGAGGAAGAACUCACGUCCCGGGAACUGAAGGUGUUCUCCCCACCGUGCCCGGCCCCAACCCCGGGUGUAAUCUGCCCUUCUGGGCCACCCUAGCCAGGCAGCACCCAAGGCUAGGGAGAGGCCCCUCGCGCUCCAGCUUCGCAGUGCCGGGUCUCCUCUGUGCCCACGCGCCGGGACGCUUUGGGAAGUGCGAGAUGCAUCUGGAGACAGAACGCAAAGGCGAAGCAGGGCUGGCGGAGCUUCCUCGGUGACUGGUACUUGUGUGGAGGCCGGCCAAAGGCUGGGUUGGGAGAGAAGGACUUUGGGGGAGAGGACGGGGAAAAGGGGAGGUGCCAGAAAGAGCGGUGGGUCACUCGGUCCAUCUCUCCACCAGUGUGUGUGUGUGUGUGCGUGCGUGUGUGUGUGUGUGUGUGUCUUCCCGCCUCCCUCUCUUCCCCUCCUCCCCGCCCCAGACUCUCAGUCUCACCUUUUCCCUCAGCUGCUGCCUCUCCCCUCUCUUUCCUCUCCAAGCAUCCUCCCUGAGAGCCUGCGCCCGUUCCUCCCUCGCACUCUCUUGCUCCUGUUCCUCCCUCGCACUCUCUUGCGCCUAAGGAGACCUUUUCCGGGACCAGCGCCCGAUCCAGCCUCUCAGUGCAGCCGCAUCCCAAAGCCAGUUUAAGCAGGGCCGGCAGCAUGUGGAACGCGACGCCGAGCGAGGAGCCGGGGCCCAACCUCACGCUGCCGGACCUGGGCUGGGACGCUGCGCCUGACAACGACUCGCUGGUCGACGAGCUGCUGCCGCUCUUCCCCGCGCCGCUGCUGGCGGGCGUCACAGCCACCUGCGUGGCGCUCUUCGUGGUGGGCAUCGCGGGCAACCUGCUCACCAUGCUGGUGGUGUCGCGCUUCCGCGAGCUGCGUACCACCACCAACCUCUACCUGUCCAGCAUGGCCUUCUCCGACCUACUCAUCUUCCUCUGCAUGCCCCUCGACCUCGUCCGCCUCUGGCAUUACCGGCCCUGGAACUUGGGUGACCUGCUCUGCAAACUCUUCCAGUUCGUCAGCGAGAGCUGCACCUACGCCACGGUGCUCACCAUCACCGCGCUGAGCGUCGAACGCUACUUCGCCAUCUGCUUCCCGCUGCGGGCCAAGGUGGUGGUCACCAAGGGCCGGGUGAAGCUGGUCAUCCUGGUCAUCUGGGCCGUGGCCUUCUGCAGCGCCGGGCCCAUCUUCGUGCUGGUCGGGGUGGAGCAUGAGAACGGCACCGACCCUCGGGACACCAACGAGUGCCGCGCCACGGAGUUCGCGGUGCGCUCGGGACUGCUCACCGUCAUGGUGUGGGUGUCCAGCGUCUUCUUCUUCCUCCCUGUUUUCUGCCUCACUGUGCUCUACAGCCUCAUCGGCAGGAAGCUGUGGAGGAGGAGACGCGGCGAGGCAGCGGUGGGCGCCUCGCUCAGGGACCAGAACCACAAACAAACCGUGAAGAUGCUGGCUGUAGUGGUUUUUGCUUUCAUCCUCUGCUGGCUGCCCUUCCAUGUAGGGCGAUAUUUAUUUUCCAAAUCCUUCGAGCCUGGCUCCUUGGAGAUUGCUCAGAUCAGCCAAUACUGCAACCUCGUCUCCUUCGUCCUCUUCUACCUCAGCGCCGCCAUCAACCCCAUUCUGUACAACAUCAUGUCCAAGAAGUACCGGGUGGCAGUGUUCAAACUUCUGGGAUUUGAACCCUUCUCCCAGAGGAAGCUCUCCACUCUGAAGGAUGAAAGUUCUAGGGCCUGGACAGAAUCUAGUAUUAAUACAUGACCAAGCACAUUGCUCAGCAAAGUCAUUGCUUAUUAUUCUAAACUGGAAGCCAUAGCACAGCAGAACUUGGGAGGAAGUUGAAGGUUAAUUUUGGAAUUAGGGACACAUAGGUCUGGAAACAAUGGGGGGGGGAAGAAAAGACAGAAUUUGUAAUGUGUGAGCAGUUUGAUUUGAUUGCACACUCAUCAGUGCUCUCAUACACGAUUUCUGCAUAUUCACUGCCUAUGAUUUUUGCAUUCUGCUGUUGGUGCUAGCAAGGGCUCUGCAAUUCAGAGAAGGGAGGUGGUGUAGAGAGGGCAAUUAGGUCACUUCUUACUAGACAAAUUCUAACUCUGAUUUCUUUUUCAUAAUGGUAAAAUUUUUUUGAUUAAAAGAAUGACAUUAAAAUAAAAAAUUUAAAACAUGACUUUCAAAAACUAGCAAUUUUCAUAGAGCACCAGAUCAGUGCUGUCCAGGAGAAAUAUAGUACAAGGUACUUAAGUAAUUAAUAUAAAAAUUAUUAAUGAGAAUUUUACAUUCUUUUUUUAUACAAAGUCUUUGAAAUCUGGUUUGUCUCAGAUUUUCAGCUCAUCUUAAUUUGGACAUGGAGCGUUCAUCAGUAAUACUUGAUUUAUUGCGAGUUCAUAAAUUUUGCA
Molecule: messenger RNA, 4314 nt
Organism: Aethalodelphis obliquidens (Pacific white-sided dolphin)
Lineage: Eukaryota; Metazoa; Chordata; Mammalia; Artiodactyla; Delphinidae
Gene: GHSR
Product: growth hormone secretagogue receptor
Exons: 2
Coding region: 2579-3679 (366 amino acids)
Biological process (GO): hormone-mediated signaling pathway; G protein-coupled receptor signaling pathway
Cellular component (GO): plasma membrane
Molecular function (GO): growth hormone secretagogue receptor activity
Source: RefSeq, a predicted model, not a curated record